Linum trigynum is the source of this 1658-nucleotide messenger RNA. The record is from the annotation of a GenBank genome assembly. NCBI's taxonomy places the organism in Eukaryota, Viridiplantae, Streptophyta, Magnoliopsida, Malpighiales, Linaceae.
AGCCCUAUUAACCGAGUCCAUAGAUGGGAAUUGAGUGACUACAGUAUGUUAACAAUUUUUUUAAUCAAGGACGACCACCGAGACGAGGUAAUUUACCCCCAAUUUCAGCCCAUCAACCUACUUUCGAAUUUUGUUUUAAAAAAACCUACUUACGAGAUCAAAUCACACACUCCCAACCAAUCCACCGGUGUACCAAAUUCUCAGUUUACCCAGAAAAUCCAUUGAAGCUUUUCGAGUUUUAGUCAGCAGAAAUGGACAGUCGAGCUCGGAAUUUGCUAGAUGAAGCCCUAGGGCUGGACCAGCUGGCCCAAUCGAAGCCGCCUCUGGGCGGAAAAGCAGUUCUGAUCGAGGACUGCGUAGAGACGAGCGGCUCCUUCGUCCUCCACCAGCUCAUCAAGCGCCUCCAUACGGCAGUUCCCAAUUCUUCCAAUGUCGUCCUCUUCCUCGCCUUCGCCAACCCCUUCUCCCACUACGAUCGCAUUCUCCGAAAACUCGGCUGCAACUUAGGUGCUCAGAGAGAGAAAGGAAGGUUCAUUUUCGUUGACAUGCUUAAUGUUGAGUGCCCAGUAGGAGAAGAAGGAAAAGCUGGUGGUAGAAGUGGAUUGUUUGCCUUGUUCGCAAACAUCACUAAAGUCUUGAAUGCCUUGCCUGAAAGUAACAGGAAGUGUCUCACUAUCGUGAUAGAUGAUGUUUCUCUAAUGGAGGUGGCUGCACAUGGAUCUUCGGAUCAUGUUCUGGACUUCCUUCACUAUUGCCAUACUCUAACAUCAGAUUAUGGAUGCUCGUUGGUGACACUUAAUCAUGAGGACAUCUAUUCGAGCAUGGACGGGCUGGUGUUUCUGAAACAGAUGGAGUAUGCUGCAGAUGUUUUGGUAAAGGUGGAACCUUUAGCCACUGGUUUGGCAGCUGAUGUCCAUGGCCAGAUGACUGUGUUGAACAGAGGAAGCUUGAAUAACAGGAUGAGCAAUUUCCAGUUCCGGAUCAAGGAAAACAGUGUCGAGUACUUCUAUCCAGGAGCUCGAGCUUGAAAGAGCCAUAGGUCAUUUGUGUGUAGGAGCUAGAACCUUAUCACUGCGAGACAGUUUUUAAGCUUGCAGGAGUAGAUGGAACAUAUUCCCAUGGAGGAAAACCCCCACCAGAACGAUAGAUGAUAGGAUUCAUUCGUAUCAGAUUGUUUGAUUAGUAAUCUUGUGCCGUUAUGCCUGCUGUUAUUGUCCUGUUUAUGUUGGUAAGGAGAUGUGUACAGUCAACUUCCUCCCUGGUUUUACUCUCAGUAAUUUUUUGGCUUAGUCAAGAUGUACAUAAAAACAGAAUUCAAUUAGGAUGAUAACAAGACAGAGGAAAGCCAGCAAAUAGAAAGAAUAAUCUUGGAGAACAACAGUCUGCUGCUGUGCCUGUACUCAUUGAAGAAUUGAAGUAGUUGGUACAAUCCUAAGAUGGCAUUGCCUCAUUCAUCCCUCUGGGAUUUCUUUAAUCCCUAAUAUGAAGUUUCUACAACCAAACAAAUACACCCAAAAUUGAAAGGCUGUGACACCUUCGUCUGAAAUACAAACGAAAUACAAAUCAGUAUAUCGAGCUUAGCUAGCUAGGCCAUGCGUCAAGAGUCAAAACGUGGGGAGGUUCUUUACUUCCCCUAGUGAUAAAAAUCUUGCAUACGG